AUGUGCUACCUUAUCGAAUUUGGUGAUUUUUUAUCAACUGAUUUGAAAAAUACAGAUAAUAAACAAACUAUUAAACCAUGGGAACAAUUAUUAGAAUUAUAUCCAGGUUUAAAUGAACCUAUUCGAGAAAGUUGGAAUGAUCCAUUAUCAAUACGUAAAAUUUAUAUGAUAACACCAACGAAAACACGAGCUGAACAAAUUGCUGAUUUAACACGACUUGCACAAACACUUUAUUUAGUUCCAAAUCUAUUUUGGAUUAUUAUCGAAGAUGAAAUAAAACCAACUCAACGCAUACAUCGUUUACUUCAAUCAUUUCAUUUACCAUUUGUUCAUUUAAAUAUUGCAACACCAGAUUAUUUAAAACCAACACAAAAUCAAUCAACAUGGCGUCGUCCUCGUGGUAUGUUUCAAAAGAAUAUUGCUCUUCAAUGGAUUCGUUCAAAUACAAAUAGAAAUGAUGAUGCACUUGUCUAUUUUGCUGAUGAUGAUAAUACAUAUCAUUGGAAAUUAUUUCAAGAGAUUCGAAAAGUUCAAUCUGUUGGUGUUUGGCCAGUUGGACUUGUUGGUGAACUUCUCUAUGAACGUCCAAUAUGUUUAAAUGGAAAAGUUCAUUCAUGGUUUCAUUUUAUCUAUCGAAAACGAAAAUUUCCAACUGAUAUGGCUGGAUUUGCAAUUCAUUUAAAUCUUAUUCAUAAAUAUUCAAAUUAUAUAUUUAAUGUAAGUGCUACUAGUAUUGGUCAACAAGAAUCUCAAAUACUUGAUACAAUGACAACUCAAGAUCAACUUGAAUGUUUAGCUAAUAAUGCUUCCAAAAUUUAUGUUUGGCAUACAAAAACUCAAAUAAUGUUUAUAACAGCAGCUCAUAAAUUACAAAAAGCAGGACUAACUUAUGAUCUCAUUAGUGAAUUGUGA
Messenger RNA from Adineta steineri, 912 nucleotides. NCBI's taxonomy places the organism in Eukaryota, Metazoa, Rotifera, Eurotatoria, Adinetida, Adinetidae. The record is from the annotation of a GenBank genome assembly.